Molecule: messenger RNA, 306 nt
Organism: Saprolegnia parasitica CBS 223.65
Lineage: Eukaryota; Oomycota; Saprolegniomycetes; Saprolegniales; Saprolegniaceae
Exons: 1
Coding region: 1-306 (101 amino acids)
Source: RefSeq, a predicted model, not a curated record
AUGACCCUGUCGGACGUCGAGGGGACAUGUCCGGGCACGUUUUUAGUGGGUGCGGUCUGUUCUGCGAGCCUUUCGUCGGUGGUCCAGUGGCUGGAAAUCGACACCGCCCUUCACCCGCGUGUUGACGAAACACCCAGCUGUCCACGCAGCUUGCCGUUGGUGCUGACACGUAUCCCACUGAGGGGUUUAUCUUGGUUAAAGUAUGGUCGUGCCAUCGAUAUCGACAGCCUCGACGGCAGCAAUCAGAUUGCACUUGGCCUUUCUGAACGGCCACGACAGCGAAUCGGAAGCGACUUUACGGUAUAA